UGCAUAUAGAUGGAGAGGAGGAGGAGGAGAGAGGAACUUGGUGCAUCAUGGGAAGUCCCCCCGGAGUCUAGACCUAUAGCAUCAUAACUAAGGGUUGAUCCAAGGUGAGCUUGGCCGGCCCUAACUAUAAGCUUCAUUAAAAAGGAAAGUUUUGAGCCUACUCUUAAAUGUAGAGAGGAUCUGUCCUGUUCAGACAUAAACAUAAGAACAGGUAAUUUCAACUUUUAACUCAAUAUCUGUCUUGUUGUGAUACCAGUGUCUCACAGUUAAUAUGGUAAUAAUUUAUUGACAUUAAGAGGAAACACAGAGCUUAAAGAAUCUAUACAGACAACACCUAUAAAUAAAUAAUAUAUAAAUGUUCUUAAAUCCUUCAUUCUGUCACACAGGGAUGCUGAGGAGAUCUUAUGAGUAAGACAAUUUCAUAAUUAUUCACUUUACAUAUUUAUUAUUAAUUGCUUCUUCAGAAAACGAUUUAAUAAAUUUAUGUUCAACUAAAUGAAAUUUAAAAAUGGUAAAACGAGAAUACAGUUUUACAUAUGGCUCUUUUCUUUUCUCAGCUGGCCCCACUUGGGCUCCGUAGAUGAGAGAAGUUUACUUUAUCAGACAGUUUAGCUCAUUUUUUCAGAUCUUGAAGGCACCAAUCACAAUCUGCCGAGUUACGUCAAAAAUACAAUCUGAUCUCUUUCUCGGUUUCUCAGCACAUUACGUGAAGACGCUUCACUAACAUCAGCAUCAACAUAACUGAGCUGACACUUGUCUCAGCGUCCGCCCUCAUCCUCUCGAUAAACUCAUGCCCCUGAGUGCGGUCUUAAAGCGUGCAAGUAUGCAAAUCAAAAAGCGAAAGAAACGGAUGUUACCAUCAUUCCGGCGCUCAGAGACGUGAAGCGCUGCUUUAUAUUACAUUUUAGAAACAAAUCAGUGUAUGUUUAUGUUUCAUAUGUAGACCUAUAUUUAUUCUAGUGAUAACUUUUUAUUUUAACAUUGAUACCAUCAGAGAUCAGUAUAGUUGACUUGAAACUUGCAGCGAUGAUGACACAAGCUGCAGUCAUGACAAUGUUUUUUAUUUUAGGAGUCUUUCCAAAAGGUCUAACAGUUGUGAUACAAACACAGCAGACUGUGAUGGCAGCAGUAGGAGAAGAUGUCCAUCUCAGCUGUCAGCUCAUGCAGUCUAAAGAUGUUCUUCAGGUCACAUGGCAGAAACUUUCACCUGAUGGGAAGAACAAGAAUCUUGCAGGCUACAACAAAUACUUUGGAGAAACAGUGAAUCCUGGUUUUAAGGGGAAAGUGGAGUUUAAAGAUGCUGGACUGCAGAACUGCUCCAUAGUUAUCAGGAAGGUGAUGGAGCAGGAUGAAGGCUGCUAUCUCUGUUUGUUUAACACGUAUCCUGAUGGUUAUCUGACAGGCAGAACCUGCCUCCAACUCUAUGAGCUGCAUGAACCCAAUCUACAAAUCAGAGAAUCAAAGUCUCCUGAAGAGACAGUUGUGUCCUGCUCGGCCACAGGUCGUCCUGCUCCCACAGUAACUCUGAAUGUCCCACAACAAGACCUCUACUUCUCUCACAACAGCACAGUCAGUGUCACCAACACCAACGGUACAGUCACCGUCACCACUACAGCUGUGCUGUCUGGUUUCCAUGGAAACGGUGCACAGGUUGGAUGUACAGCACGACUGCUCUCAGUCCCUGAAAUUCAGGUGUUUAAGAAGAUUCCUGCAGUGAAACCAUUACCAACUGAUGGUUCCACUGUGAUCGUUGUGUUUGUUGUGUUGGCCUGUGGUUGUGUUGCUGCAGUCAUCGCUGUCCUGCUUACACGAAAAUAUAACAGCAGGUAAGUCUUUCAGUCAAUAUCUAUUGUAAUACUUGUGUCUGAGUUAAUAUUGAAAUGAAUGUUUGUUCAGCUUUAACUUUUCUUAAAUCCUCCAAUUUGUCACAAUGGGACUCAGAG
Molecule: messenger RNA, 1943 nt
Organism: Thunnus maccoyii (southern bluefin tuna)
Lineage: Eukaryota; Metazoa; Chordata; Actinopteri; Scombriformes; Scombridae
Product: OX-2 membrane glycoprotein-like
Exons: 4
Coding region: 1027-1830 (267 amino acids)
Molecular function (GO): cell-cell adhesion mediator activity
Source: RefSeq, a predicted model, not a curated record